Molecule: messenger RNA, 4322 nt
Organism: Anopheles arabiensis
Lineage: Eukaryota; Metazoa; Arthropoda; Insecta; Diptera; Culicidae
Exons: 4
Coding region: 1304-3064 (586 amino acids)
Source: RefSeq, a predicted model, not a curated record
GAGAACUAUUAUACAUAGAAAACGGAAUUUUGUCGCAGUAUAUUGCCAAUUGGUAAUCAGCAGCUACGUUGAUUCAUAUUCCGAUCGCAAUUUUAGGUUUUGCACCGCCAUCGUUUCUGCAUCGGUUCUGCACCGCCACCCACAAUGGCAACAUGACGUUUUUUAUGUUUAACCUUACUUAGGAAAUCACGUCGUCGUUUUCUGGUUGGCAGUGUGAAUCCAAAAAGUUUAUUUUUGCUUUUUAAAUUGUUUUUAGUAAAAACAGACAGCCACUUGAAUUAGCCAAACAUCCAUCGUGGGAGACAUAAUGAUGUUUUGUUCUUUAACGAUACAUUAGUAGGACUUUCUUCCUUGCAGCAAAGCAACUUCCGAAGGCUACGUUGCUGUCUACUUCAAACUAGACCGCUGCGGGUACCUCGGCAGCGCUGAGACCAACAUCCGUGGCCACUGCAGCUUGCUUCUCAUCGUUUAUUGGCGAUUCCGUAUCAUCUCCCUGAACCCUGCCUGUUGCUGCUUAAGCGCGCCGUGACCAGCCGCAAUCUGCAGUGACGCUGGUGGGGUUGGAGGAAGUCUGGCUCGAAGCUUCUCUCGUCAACGCAUCGUUGCCUCUCGUCGGUUAGCGUUGCGUGGCUCGUUGCGGACGCGCCGAACAGUUUCAGGUUGCGUCUCUAAGAUGGCCAUCUCCUCUUCGUAUUACUCAAUGAUCUGCGACGCCAGGGCAACUCGUUCAUUGUCUCAUGCUCCCUGUAGUUGAACCGUGAUCCGCCUAGAAGCUUCGUAGAUAAGGCUCCAGCUCUCGACCUCGCGACAGGUGAGGUUGGAGGGUGUCCGUCGAAUCGAACCUGAUCAACCAUGGCCGACACGCUUCUGGAUUUUGCAGCAAAGCGCGGGCACUCCAACAACACGUGUUCCUCGUCCUCCGAAACGCCGAUGAACUACUGACAGUCCGGGGACGGUCGUGAAUCCUUUGCUAAUAAGCAUUCUCGUAAAAAAAAAUCUGUCCUGACCUGUUUAAGCCUGUGCCUGGGCCAGAUGGAAGGUCGUGUCUCCGUGUUAAUGCCAGUCGCUGUCGGAAGACGAAUUGCAUAGUACUGAUAGCAACUUAGGUGCGAAUGUAGAGUGUAGCUUUAGCAUAGAUGUAGAUACUAACAAUACUAACAAUGACAGCGCUGCAACUGUUGACGAAAAUAAUUUGGAUGAUAUAGAAGAUGAACAGGAAGAAUGUGCUGAAGAUUUUUAUGAUGCUUAUAACUAUUUGAAUGAUUUUCAAAGUUUAAAAGAAGCUUUGAGAUAUUUGGCAAUAAUGGGUCAUCUUUCUCGCAACUUUCUCAACUUGCUUCUAGCAAUUUUAAGAAAAUUUGGUCAUCCUGAACUUCCUAAAGAUGGUCGUACUUUACUAAAAAUUCCUAAAGUUAGCCAAGAGAUUCAGCAUAUAGCAGGUGGACAAAUGUGGUACUCAGGGAUAGAAGUUGGCCUUCGAAAUUAUUUUAGGAAUCAUGUUCCAGAGGAAAAUAAGUUUUCGUUACAUAUUUUUAUCGAUGGGCUUCCUCUUUUCAAAAGUAGUGCUACACAAUUUUGGCCAAUUCUUUUUAAAGUAAAAGAAAUUCCCGAUUGCCCGGUAAUGAUCGCAGGUGUAUUUUGUGGUCAGAAAAAACCUACCGACUUAGAGCCUUAUUUGCGACAGCUCGUAGAUGAAUUAAACAAUUUGCAAGUAAUAGGCAUGCUGUUUGGAGAGAAAGUUGUAAAAAUUUUUGCCAAGGCUUUUGUCACCGAUACCCCUGCGCGGGCCUUUAUAAAAUCGGUAAUGUACUUUCCGGCAAAACAUGGGUGCACAAAGUGUACUCUCGUUGGAGAGUUUGUAAAACCGGAGCGCAAAGUAAUAUUUUGUUCACCACAACCUGCUCCAUCACGUACAGAUGAAAGUUUUCGACAAAGACACGAUACAGAGCAUCAUAAACAAAUUCGAUCUCCUUUAGAAGAGAUUGGUGGAUUAGAUAUGAUCAAAAGUUUUCCCACUUCUGAUCGACUUCAUCUUAUCGAUAUUGGCAACACUCGUAAAAUUUUGUACGGCCUUUUUCAUCAUAAAUUUAUAAGUUUUGUAAUAUGGUCUAGUGAACACAAGAAAAAUGCCUCUCACUUUUUGAUGAAAACGAAACUGCCUUCUGAAAUACAUCGACCAUUUCGAUCUCUUGACACUCUUCAGUAUUGGAAAGCAACUGAAUUUAGGUCUUUUCUACACUAUAUUAGCCCUGUUAUAUAUAAAGAUUUUAUGCACAGUGACGGCUUUAACCAUUAUUUGCUCUACUUUUGUGGCAUAACUAUUUUCUCAUCGUCAGUAUAUAAAAAUUUAAACCCGCUUGCAAAAAGAAUGCUUCAACAAUUUGUUGUUGAUUUCCCACUGUACUAUGGUCGCACCCAUAUGAGCAGCAAUGUGCACAAUCUUCUCCACGUAUUUGAUGACGUUGAAGAACUUGGUCCAUUGGACGAUUGGUCUUCUUAUGAUUAUGAAAACUUUUUACAGUUUAUUAAACGAGAUGUUAAGACAGGUUCAAAAUGUGUGGAACAAGUAGCGGGCAGAUGCAAGUUAUAUGCCUCAAUUAAUGUACAUCAUGGUCCCAAAGAAAAGAAAUAUCCCUGUUUGACUAUAGAUGGCUGUGGACUACAUGUAACUGAAAGCUUUGUUUUAAAACCAAAAUUUCGGGAUCAAUGGUUUUUAACAAAAUCAAAUGGUAUAGUGAAAUUUUUGAGAGCAGAAAUCUCUCCGCAGAAUUCGUUGGUUAUCGUUGGAAUCAAGUAUGAUAAUAAGGAAAAUUAUUUUACGGCUACAUUUAAAGAUAAUGUAUCUUUUGUAGCGAUACAGUCUAGUGAACUGAACAUUCAUAAACUAAAUUCUUAUUCACCAUCUACUAUGGUGACACUUGACCUUAAGUCUAUUAAAUGUAAGUUAGUUGCCGUUAAUUUACCCCCUCGUCCUCUUGUGUACUUUGAUGUUGAUGAAUUUCAAGAUUCUAUGCCUCCAUCUGUAUUAUUUAUUCCAUUAUUACACACUUUUCUUCCGAACUAACCAUAUUUUUUAUCUUAAAAUCAUGAUUGUGACUUGUUUUGUCUUAGUGUAAAUUAUAAUGUUAUUGAUUUUUUCAAAGGUUUACGGGUUUAUUUCAAAACUUUUGGUGGAGGGUAUAUCAUAGUAUGUAUAAUAUAUCAUAUAAUGUAUUAUGUAGAGGGUUUAGGUUGACGAUGUAUUACAUCACAUUUUGAAAGAGGGUACAUCAUAAUAAAAGUAUAAACUAGUUUUCAUUACAGAGUUAGCAGGGAAAGAAAUUUGUUUAAUCUACAGGAAACUUCAUUGUAGUUUUUUUUAUUGAACAGAUCAGCACGAAUUGUCGCAUGUACAUGCAUUUAAUAAUAAUUGUAAAAGUUAGUGAAAAAAACCAACAGAUUCAUUUCAUGUUUGUUUAUACUUUUUUAUGUAAACACAAUUAUUUUUGAUAAUAUGGACUAAUUACUACGUUUAACAACAAUGCCAAUCUUUAAAACAAAUUAUCCAAUCAACCUGUGAUCCAUAAGUAGUGUAACAUCCACGACAGUUAUAACUAAAAUAUUAGAACAGUUGAUUGAUCGUAUGGUAUCUUUUUGAUCAUUCCGUACAAACACUAAUCUCCAACAUCUAUUUUUUUUCUAAUACUGCUCAACGUGUUUCGCAUCCCAUACGAGGAUACAUCGAGGAAAAGCUAUCCCCUUACGUGACACGACACGACGUGACUGCGCUUAAUAUGGCAUUUCUUCCAGUCUCAACAGUAGAGUUCCGCUGGUUUUUUUGAUAAGAACUCUUUGGAACAUUGCUCAUAGCAAGGAUUUAUUUCGUAAUUCUAUAUAAUGCAUUUACACAACUCUAAUAACUUCUCCUCCACAGCAUUCAUCUCCUCAAUGGUCUCUACAGUGCAAAAGGUUGGCGAAGGGGAUUUAUCCGUGGGGCUCAAGCAGGUGUUUUGAUUCGCCAACAGUUGUUGCAUCAUCCCGGUCAGAACAUCGAGCUUGUUGUUCAUCACAUCGUUCUGGACCUUUAGCUGAGCUACCAUUCGACGUAAAAUCAUACAUUCUUUUGCCAAAUCAGUUGAUACCGGCACGUUGUUGUUUUUGUCCUCCAUCUAGAAAAGUUCCUUUUAUAUAGUUUCAUAGAGUAUUUAAACGUUGCCUGUGAGUUUUGUUUUACCUUGUGUAUGCAAAUCUAUAUCGACCAGUUGUCGCUUUUUUUGUCAAACAAUGAGAAGCUCUACACGAAGUGAAACUAGUGAACAAUACAAUCUCUUAAAUUCUUUGAA